AUGGAUGAUGAUGAGGAUAGAAUCAUUCAAGAUCAUGGCCUGGAAAAUGAGCAGGAGGAUGUUUCAAUGGAAAUAUCUUUUAUUGACUUGGUCAGUGAUGAUGAUGAUGAUGAUGAUGUAAUAUAUUUAACCAGAGACACACGGGAUCAAGAAUAUGAAGAUGAUGAAGAUGAAGAUGAUGUUGAUGAUGGUGAUCAGGAUGCUUUAAUGGAUAUUCCUGUCAUUGACUUGGUUAGUGAUGAUGAUGAUGAUGAUGCAGACACCGUCAUUUUAGAACCAGAGGAGCUGGUUCGGAGGGUCGAGGAUGCAGAUUUCUACAAUUGCUCCUAUACGCCAAGUGAGAGGUCCAGAAGGGGACGAAUUUGUCGUGACCCAAUGUGGUCACAAGAUUAUUUGUUUUAUUAA
This is a messenger RNA of Aphidius gifuensis, 405 nucleotides long. RefSeq names its product pheromone-processing carboxypeptidase KEX1-like. The coding region runs from base 1 to 405 and encodes 134 amino acids. The record is from RefSeq and is a predicted model, not a curated record. Lineage: Eukaryota; Metazoa; Arthropoda; Insecta; Hymenoptera; Braconidae. The transcript is spliced from 4 exons.